Messenger RNA from Zasmidium cellare ATCC 36951, 546 nucleotides. RefSeq lists its product as uncharacterized. Lineage: Eukaryota; Fungi; Ascomycota; Dothideomycetes; Mycosphaerellales; Mycosphaerellaceae. Bases 1 to 546 code for a protein of 181 amino acids. The transcript is spliced from 4 exons. The record is from RefSeq and is a predicted model, not a curated record.
AUGGCCCCCAAAGUAGCCGCCUUAGCACAGAGUGAAUCGAAAUCCAAGUUCUUCCACCGGCUUGGUCUGCGAACGGACAAGUUGCACGACCGGCGACUAUAUGCAACAAUGAAGAUGGAGGCUGCCGAAGGGAGGAAGCACUUGAUCGACAGUCAUGCUCCGGACGAGACAAUCAACGAGACCGCUAUGCAUCGCGAGAUUCUGCGUAUAUAUAGUAAUGCGAGCGAGCGGACCAAGGCCGUCUACGAACUUGGCCAUGAUACCGAAGGCGUGGGAGAGGAGAAUUGGGUAGUUCGCUGGCUAUUAUGGCAUGCAUUCAGAUACCGGGAUCAGCGCAACAACCGCAAGUCGAGGUCGGGUUCGCAGAUCUCUGUCUCUGGAGAUGAAGAAGACCUCUCUUCCAGCGCGGAUGUUCAAAGUACACCAGAGUUUGGUUUGCCGGCCGAAGGCAGUAGCAUCGGCGCCAGUCGUGUCGAGAAUGUGGAAGUUGCGCGGAGCCCCCGUCGAUUCUGGGAUCCUGUUCGCGGCGCGUGGCAGGAUGCAUGA